Messenger RNA from Penicillium mononematosum, 3276 nucleotides. Its product is annotated as DNA-directed DNA polymerase gamma MIP1. Gene Ontology annotation, biological process: mitochondrial DNA replication. NCBI's taxonomy places the organism in Eukaryota, Fungi, Ascomycota, Eurotiomycetes, Eurotiales, Aspergillaceae. Gene Ontology annotation, cellular component: mitochondrion; gamma DNA polymerase complex. Gene Ontology annotation, molecular function: 3'-5' exonuclease activity; DNA-directed DNA polymerase activity; DNA binding. The coding region runs from base 1 to 3276 and encodes 1091 amino acids. The transcript is spliced from 3 exons. The record is from RefSeq and is a predicted model, not a curated record.
AUGGUACCAUUUACACAGAAGUCAUAUAAGACCUUCUUCUACUUCCGCCGACAAUGCUACCACUGCGCGAUCUCUUUCUGGUGGGUGUACUUCCCUUCCUCAUCCAGAUUCAAUGACAUCGGAGUCCAACAGCUCAGCGAUCAUGUCCAUGCUCAAGUUUUCCCACAUAAAGGUCGCAUCCCGGACCCAGAACUAGUCGCACUUUCGAAGGAUCAUUUGGCUAGGCAUGAGCUCCUAGGCAAAUCUCAAAGCGGCGCCGGUCCUGUUGCAUUCGAUCUUCCUGCUCUCAAGGGGCAAACAUUGGAUGAGCAUUUCUACAAACUUGGAAUGGAUUCUUCCGAACCCUACCUGUCAUGGGCUAAAUCAUACGCGGCUCUCAACUGCCCGGCCAAACCACGCAAAUGGGUCAAACGCAGUGGAUGGACGAAAUAUCAUACUGACGGCACUUCUGAGCCUGUCGAUGCUCCCAAUGAAUCAAUGUUAACAUUCGACACCGAGGUCAUGUACAAAAACAAUGCAUUUGCAGUCAUGGCUUGCGCGGUAAGCCCGACGGCAUGGUAUGCAUGGAUAUCACCGUGGCUGCUCGGCGAGUCAGAGAAUGAAAUACAGCUAGUACCCUUGGGAGACCCCAGCCAACCCCGCAUUGUGGUUGGCCACAAUAUUGGUUACGAUCGAGCCCGCGUCCUUGAGGAAUACGACAUGCAACAGUCUCAAAACUUCUUCCUUGACACAAUGUCCCUUCACGUGGCGGUCAACGGCAUGUGUUCACAACAGAGACCAACUUGGAUGCGCCACAAAAAGAAUCAGGACAUGAGAGAUAAAAUCGCGAAUGAGCACGAUUCUGUGGAGCUUGCUGCACUUCUCGAAAACAACAUGCUGAGGGAAGAAGAGGAAGAGCUUUGGGUUGGGCGAAGCUCGGUGAACUCUCUGCGUGAUGUGGCCAAAUUCCAUUGUGAUGUCACCAUCGACAAGGCGCAGAGAGAUUUCUUCGGUGAACUUGAUCGUGACUCUAUCGUGGGCAGACUGGAGGAACUUCUCGAUUACUGCGCCGCCGAUGUUGCCAUCACCCACCGUGUCUACCGAAAAGUUUUCCCCAACUUUCUCGAGACUUGCCCGCAUCCUGUCAGUUUCGGCGCUCUUCGGCACUUGUCCUCUGUCAUUUUGCCAGUCAAUCAGUCCUGGGGAGAGUAUCUUGCCAGCGCAGAAGAAACAUAUCAUAAACGACUUGACGAUGUCCAAAGUAGAUUGAUAGCACUAUGCGACGAGGCAUUGAAGUAUAAAGACCAACCAAACUUUUACACGAAUGAUCCUUGGCUACAACAGCUGGACUGGUCCGGCCAAGAAAUCAAAAUGGCGAAAGGAAAAAAGAAGGGGGAUCCUCCUCGGCCGGCAGCCAGGCAAAAGAAACCAGGAAUGCCCAAGUGGUACAAGGAUCUUUUUAGCUCAAACGCCGCAGAGAUCAAUCUGACGGUGCGAACUCGCAUUGCACCUAUUUUGCUCAAAUUAUCGUGGGACAACUACCCUCUGGUUUGGUCGGACCUGCACGGAUGGACUUUUCGCGUUCCUCGUGAGCAAAUCAAACAAUAUGAGAAUCAACCUGUCGUUAUGUGUGAUAUGACCGAGGAAAAGAACACCGAGCUGCGAGACGAUAGAAAAGCCACAUACUUCAAAAUCCCCCACAAAGACGGCCCACAGGCCAGGUGUACCAAUCCGCUUGGCAAAGGGUAUAUGCAAUAUUUUGAGCGUGGGAUUCUGUCAUCUCAGUAUGAACUUGCCAAACAAGCGCUGGAUAUGAACGCCUCAUGCUCCUACUGGAUCAGCGCUCGAGAUCGGAUCAUGGGUCAAAUUGUGGUCUAUGAAGAUCAGGUGCAAAAGGGCGACAGGAAAAUCGAAGCAAGUGAUAAUCGUGUCGGAUUUAUUCUGCCUCAGGUUAUUCCCAUGGGAACCAUCACUCGACGUGCCGUGGAAAAUACCUGGCUGACUGCAAGUAACGCGAAGGCCAACCGUGUCGGGUCAGAGCUAAAGGCUAUGAUCAAAGCACCGCCAGGCUACUCAUUCGUUGGAGCUGAUGUUGACUCCCAGGAAUUAUGGAUUGCAAGUCUUGUCGGAGACGCCUCAUUCCAGAUUCACGGAGGAAACGCAAUUGGCUUCAUGUGCUUAGAAGGCUCCAAGGCUGAGGGGACUGAUCUUCACUCACGAAGCGUCAAGUUCGCCGCUACUCUACUUCGCCAGUUCAACCCCUCUCUGACCGAAAAGCAGACGCAAGAGACUGCUAAGAACCUAUACAAAGAGACCAAGGGAACGCGCACCUCACGCCGCCUCUUGAGUGAAACACCGUUUUGGCGAGGUGGCACCGAAUCCUUUGUAUUCAAUAAACUCGAAGAGUUCGCGGAUCAGGAACGACCUAGAACCCCUGCUCUAGGUGCUGGGAUCACCGAGGCGCUUAUGCGACGUUUCAUUAACAAAGGCAGCUUCAUGACAUCUCGAAUCAACUGGGCCAUUCAAUCGUCGGGUGUUGAUUAUCUUCACCUCUUGAUCGUUAGCAUGGACUAUCUCAUCCGACAAUUCAACAUUAAGGCCCGCUUGGCCAUCACUGUUCACGAUGAAAUUCGCUACCUUGUCAAAGACGAGGAUAGAUACCGCGCCGCAAUGGCUUUGCAGGUUGCCAACGUUUGGACUCGUGCCUUAUUUUCACAGCAAGUGGGGAUUGAUGACCUUCCCCAAUCCUGUGCCUACUUUUCUGCCGUCGACAUUGACCAUGUGCUUCGCAAAGAAGUCGACAUGGACUGUGUGACUCCUUCGCACCCCUACACAAUCCCGCAUGGUGAAACGCUGGAUAUUACUCAGCUUCUGGACAAGAAUCAGGAAGCUUUCUUGGACCCUUCCAUCGCACCACAAUCGCCUCCAGCCCCCGAAAAAUAUCCAUACACCCCACGGGAGUCGGUCAUGUCCGCCUUCCAAGCUUCCAAGGACAUUGAUUUCAUCAAAGCUCAGAUCACCAAGGAUGACAAAGAGCUCCGCGAUAUCAUCAAGGAGAAGACGCGGGCAGCUAGUAGCGCCGGCGCUCCUAGCCCUCGCACCCCUUCUACCAAACCGAAAGGCAAAUCUACCAAUUGGACCCCAGCAAAGCCCCAGCGGGCGGUCCUGAUGGACAUGGAGUCAGGCCUUUAUCCCGACUUCCACGGGCCCCUUAGGCCUAAUUCUCAUGGGAACAAGCAGCCUCAAGUGGGAUUCCACCGUCCUCCCUGGAAACCACGGGCAGCAGCGCGAGCAUAA